Molecule: messenger RNA, 6858 nt
Organism: Chinchilla lanigera (long-tailed chinchilla)
Lineage: Eukaryota; Metazoa; Chordata; Mammalia; Rodentia; Chinchillidae
Gene: Myo10
Product: myosin X
Biological process (GO): signal transduction
Cellular component (GO): myosin complex; cytoskeleton
Molecular function (GO): cytoskeletal motor activity; protein binding; ATP binding
Source: RefSeq, a predicted model, not a curated record
UCUUCUGUUUAUAGGGAACACGGGUCUGGCUGAGAGAAAAUGGCCAGCAUUUUCCGAGUACUGUAAACUCCUGCGCAGAGGGCGUCGUGGUCUUCCGGACAGACUAUGGUCAGGUCUUCACGUACAAGCAGAGCACGAUCACCCAGCAGAAGGUGACCGCUAUGCACCCCAUGCACGAGGAGGGCGUAGACGACAUGGCCUCCCUGACAGAGCUGCACGCCGGCUCCAUCAUGCACAACCUGUUCCAGCGCUACAGGAGAAACCAGAUCUACACCUACAUCGGCUCCAUCCUCGCCUCCGUGAACCCCUACCAGCCCAUCGCCGGCCUGUACGAGGGCGCCACCAUGGAGCGCUACAGCAGGCGCCACCUGGGCGAGCUCCCGCCGCACAUCUUCGCCAUCGCCAACGAGUGCUACCGCUGCCUGUGGAGGCGCCACGACAACCAGUGCGUCCUCAUCAGCGGUGAAAGCGGGGCAGGCAAAACCGAAAGCACCAAACUGAUCCUCAAGUUCCUGUCGGCCAUCAGCCAGCAGGCUUUGGAACUGUCAGUGAAGGAGAAGACUUCCUGCGUGGAGCAGGCUAUCCUUGAAAGCAGCCCCAUCAUGGAGGCUUUCGGCAACGCGAAGACGGUGUACAACAACAACUCCAGCCGCUUCGGGAAGUUCGUUCAGCUGCACAUCUGUCAGAGGGGAAAUAUCCAGGGCGGGAAGAUUGUAGAUUAUUUAUUAGAAAAAAACCGAGUAGUAAGGCAAAAUCCAGGGGAAAGGAAUUAUCACAUAUUCUAUGCACUGCUGGCUGGGCUGGGUCCCGGAGAGAGAGAAGAAUUUUAUUUAUCUGUGCCAGAAAACUACCAUUACUUGAAUCAGUCUGGAUGUAUAGAAGAUAAGACAAUCAAUGACCAAGAGUCCUUCAGAGAAGUUAUUACGGCCCUGGAGGUCAUGCAGUUCAGCAAGGACGAGGUCCGGGAGGUGCUGCGGCUGCUGGCCGGCAUUCUGCACCUCGGCAACGUGGAGUUCAUCACCGCAGGGGGCGCGCAGGUCUCCUUCAAGACAGCUCUGGGCCGGUCUGCAGAGUUACUUGGGCUGGACCCGACGCAGCUCACGGACGCUCUGACCCAGAGAUCCAUGUUCCUCAGGGGAGAAGAGAUCCUUACGCCGCUCAGCGUCCAGCAGGCAGUGGACAGCAGGGACUCCUUGGCUAUGGCACUUUACGCACGCUGCUUUGAGUGGGUCAUUAAGAAGAUCAACAGCAGGAUCAAAGGCAGAGAUGAUUUCAAGUCUAUCGGCAUCCUCGACAUCUUUGGAUUUGAAAACUUCGAGGUUAACCACUUUGAGCAAUUCAAUAUCAACUAUGCAAAUGAGAAGCUCCAGGAAUACUUCAACAAGCACAUUUUUUCUUUAGAACAACUGGAAUACAGCAGAGAAGGCCUGGUGUGGGAGGACAUUGACUGGAUAGACAAUGGGGAGUGCCUGGACUUGAUUGAGAAGAAACUUGGCCUCCUGGCCCUCAUCAAUGAAGAGAGCCACUUCCCGCAAGCCACGGACAGCACCUUACUGGAGAAGCUGCACCACCAGCACGCGAAUAACCACUUUUAUGUGAAGCCCAGAGUCGCCGUCAACAAUUUCGGAGUGAAACACUACGCGGGAGAGGUGCAGUACGAUGUCCGAGGCAUUUUGGAGAAGAACAGAGACACCUUCCGAGACGACCUGCUCAACUUGCUAAGAGAAAGCCGGUUCGACUUCAUCUACGACCUCUUCGAGCACGUCUCCAGCCGCAGCAGCCAGGACACCCUCAAGUGCGGCAGCAAGCACCGGCGGCCCACGGUCAGCUCGCAGUUCAAGGACUCCCUGCACUCCCUCAUGGCGACGCUGAGCUCCUCCAACCCUUUCUUCAUCCGCUGCAUCAAGCCGAACUCGCAGAAGAUGCCAGACCACUUUGACCAGGCCGUCGUCCUGAACCAGCUGCGCUACUCGGGGAUGCUGGAGACCGUGCGCAUCCGCAAGGCCGGCUACGCUGUCCGGAGGCCCUUCCAGGAUUUUUACAAAAGGUAUAAAGUGCUGGCGAGGAACCUGGCCCUGCCCGAGGAUGUGCGUGGGCGGUGCGCGGCGCUGCUGCAGCUCUAUGAUGCCUCCAGCGGCGAGUGGCAGCUCGGGAAGACCAAGGUCUUCCUCCGGGAGUCCUUGGAGCAGAAGCUGGAGAGGCGGCGGGAGGAGGAAGUCACACGGGCGGCCAUGGUGAUCCGGGCCCAUGUCCUGGGCUACUUGGCACGAAAGCACUACAGACAGAUCCUGCGCGGCGUGGUGACGAUCCAGAAGAACGUCCGGGCCUUCCUGCUGCGGCGCAGGUUUCUGCACCUGAAGAGAGCAGCCCUCGUGGUGCAGAAGCGGCUGCGCGGCCAGCGAGCGCGCAGGGCCUUCGGGCGGAUGCUGGCGGAGAAGCGCGCGGAGGAGGCCAGGAAGAGGCGCGAGGAGGAAGAGGAGAGAGAAAGAGAGAGACUGCGGAAAGAAGCGGAGCUCCGGGCCCAGCAGGAGGAAGAGGCCCGGCUGCAGAGCCUGAGGGACGCGGCGCGGAGCCGCGAGCUGCAGAAGCAGCGAGAGAACAAGCAGGUGGAGGAGAUCCUGCGGCUGGAGCGCGAGAUCGAGGACCUGCAGCGCAUGAAGGAGCGGCAGGAGCUGAGCCUGACCGAGGCGUCGCUGCAGCGGCUGCGGCAGCGGCGGGACGAGGAGCUGCGGCGGCUGGAGGACGAGGCCAGCCGGGCGGCGCACGAGUUCCUGGCCGCGCUCAACUUCCACGAGAUCGACGCGUGCGUGCGCGGCCUCGAGCGCUCCCUGGCCGCGGCGCCGGGCAACGGCGCGGGGCCCCCGGGCUUCAACUUCAGCCAGCCCUACCCGGACGAGGAGGACGAGGACGAGGGCUUCGCGGCCGACGACGACGCCUUCAAGGACUCGCCCAACCCCAGUGAGCACGGCCACUCGGACCAGCGCACGAGCGGCAUCCGCACGAGCGACGACUCCUCCGAGGAGGACCCCUACGUGCACGAGGCCGCGGGGGCCCCGGGGGACCCCGAGCCGCCCCCCGACCCGCACGAGGCCACCUACUGCGAGCCGGGCGAGGCCCCGCCCGGGGACCAGGAUGAGGACGACUACGACGACGGCGCGGUCACCUCCGGCAGCAGCGUCACCUUCUCCAACUCCUACGGCAGCCAGUGGUCCCCCGACUACCGCUGCUCCGUGGGCACCUGCAACAGCUCGGGCGCCUACGGCCUCAGCUCCGAGGGCGCGCAGUCCUCGUUUGAAGACAGUGAAGAAGACUUUGACUCCAGGUUCGACACGGAUGAUGAGCUGUCCUACCGCCGGGACUCUGUGUACAGCUGUGUCACGCUGCCUUACUUCCAUAGCUUCCUGUACAUGAAAGGGGGCCUCAUGAACUCCUGGAAGCGCCGCUGGUGCGUGCUCAAGGACGAGACCUUCCUGUGGUUCCGCUCCAAGCAGGAGGCCCUCAAGCAGGGCUGGCUGCACAAGAAGGGCGGCGGCUCGUCCACACUGUCGCGGAGGAACUGGAAGAGGCGCUGGUUCGUGCUGCGCCAGGCCAAGCUGAUGUACUUCGAGAACGACAGCGAGGAGAAGCUCAAGGGCACCAUCGAGGUCCGGACUGCCAGAGAGAUCAUCGAUAACACCAGCAAGGAGAACGGGAUCGACAUCAUCAUGGGCGACCGGACCUUCCACCUGAUCGCCGAGUCCCCGGAAGAUGCCAGCCAGUGGUUCAGCGUGCUGAGCCAGGUGCACGCAUCCACCGACCAGGAGAUCCGGGAGAUGCAGGACGAGCAGGCCAACCCGCAGAACGCCGUGGGCACGCUGGAUGUGGGGCUGAUCGAUUCCGUGUGUGCCUCCGACAACCCCGACAGGCCCAACUCGUUCGUGAUCAUCACGGCCAACCGCGUGCUGCACUGCAACGCUGACGCGCCCGAGGAGAUGCACCACUGGAUCACGCUGCUGCAGCGCUGCAAGGGCGACGCGCGCGUGGAGGGCCAGGAGUUCAUCGUGCGAGGAUGGCUGCACAAAGAGGUCAAGAACAGCCCGAAGAUGUCUUCGCUGAAGCUGAAGAAGCGCUGGUUCGUCCUGACCCACAACUCCCUGGACUAUUACAAGAGCUCGGAGAAGAACUCGCUGAAGCUGGGCACGCUGGUUCUCAACAGCCUCUGCUCGGUCGUGCCCCCGGACGAGAAGAUCUUCAAAGAGACAGGCUACUGGAACAUCACCGUGUACGGGCGCAAGCACUGUUACCGGCUCUACACCAAGCUGCUCAACGAGGCCACCAGGUGGGCCAGCGCCAUUCAGAACGUGACCGACAGCAAGGCCCCCAUAGACACCCCGACCCAGCAGCUGAUCCAGGACAUCAAGGAGAACUGCCUGAACGCCGACGUGGUGGAGCAGAUCUACAAGCGGAACCCGAUCCUGCGCUACACCCACCACCCCCUGCACUCGCCGCUGCUGCCGCUUCCCUACGGGGACAUCAACCUCAACCUGCUCAAGGACAAGGGCUACACCACCCUGCAGGACGAGGCCGUCAAGCUCUUCCACUCGCUGCAGCAGCUGGAGUCCGUGUCCGACCCGGUGCCCAUCAUCCAGGGCAUCCUGCAGACGGGCCACGACCUCCGGCCGCUGCGGGACGAGCUGUACUGCCAGCUCAUCAAGCAGACCACCAACGUGCCGCAGCCGGGCAGCGCGGGCCACCUGUACAGCUGGCAGAUCCUCGCCUGCCUGGGCUGCACCUUCCUGCCCAGCCGCGGGAUCCUCAAGUACCUCAAGUUCCACCUGAAAAGGAUCCGGGAACAGUUUCCAGGAACUGAGAUGGAAAAGUACGCCCUCUUCAUCUACGAAUCUCUGAAGAAGACCAAGUGCAGAGAGUUCGUGCCCUCCCGCGACGAGAUCGAGGCGCUGAUCCACAGGCAGGAGAUGACGUCCACGGUGUACUGCCACGGCGGCGGGUCCUGCAAGAUCACCAUCAACUCGCACACGACGGCCGGGGAGGUGGUGGAGAAGCUGAUCCGUGGCCUGGCCAUGGAGGACAGCAGGAACAUGUUCGCGCUAUUCGAGCACAAUGGCCGCGUGCACAAGGCCAUCGAGAGCCGCACCAUCGUGGCGGAUGUGCUGGCCAAGUUCGAAAAGCUGGCUGCCACGCCCGACGCAGGGGACCUGCCAUGGAAAUUCUACUUCAAACUCUACUGCUUCCUGGACACGGACAACGUGCCGAAGGACAGCGUGGAGUUCGCCUUCAUGUUUGAGCAGUGCAAGGAGGGCGGCUUCCCGCAGGAGCUGUGGCUGGGGGUGAGUGCAGACGCUGUGUCCGUAUACAAGCGAGGCGAGGGCCGGCCUCUGGAAGUCUUCCAGUAUGAGCACAUCCUCUCCUUCGGGGCGCCCCAGGCCAACACCUACAAGAUCGUGGUGGAUGAGCGGGAGCUUCUCUUCGAGACCAGCGAGGUGGUGGACGUGGCCAAGCUCAUGAAGGCCUACAUCAGCAUGAUCGUGAAGAAGCGCUACAGCACCACGCGCUCCCUGAGCAGCCAGGGCAGCUCCAGGUGAAGGCGCCGGCGGCACACCCAGCUCUGAUGUCAGCUCGCACCGCCCGCCCCGCUGGGCUGCUCCGGUCCCCAGCUGGGCCGCGGCGGGCAGAGGUGCCCGGCUCCCCGGAAGCCCUGGAAGGAAGGAGUCUCAGGGUCCUUCCGCCCCACCAACUGCAGUGACCGCGUACUGAGCUGUCCGCCGAACAGUCUGCACAAUUUCCAAAGCUUUACUACUCUACGCGACACAUGCCUUAAAAAAGAAAGGGGAGAGAAGCCACACCGCCACCAAAGCAGCCAGCAGUGCCUUACCUUGCAGACCCAACCCUCCUCGACCUUGACCUCGACCGUCCUACUGAAGGGAGCCGCCUGCGGAGCUCGCAGGGAAGGGGUCUGUCCAUCCGCUGUGCACUCAGCUCCCCGCCUGAUUCCCCCACAGGAAGGUGGGGGAGGGAGGGGACGGUGUGGCCGGAGCGCUGCUGGCAGCCUCCCCGGCACGCGUGUCCGCUCAGUGCUUCGUCCUGUUGCCGGCGUCUGUGCUUGCACACGGCGCACGUUCAAAAACUCACGCUUUUACUGCAAGCAUUACACACAAAGGGAAGAGGAUGUGCAAUGGUGUAAACAGUGUAUAUUUUCCUAGUUCAGAGUUCCAGUCUGAAGCCCUUACUUUCGAGGCGGUUUUGUUACCAGCCGGGUUCCUGGACUUCCCCGCCUUUGCUUUUGACUGGGUUGGUUUCCCUGAGGCCAGGUCUGCUGCAUUGGGUCAGGUCACAGCCUGCGGGGUAGCUGUAUUUAUAGACCGCUCGCCCCGCUGCGGAGCUGUGUUUAGACAGUAUGAAGUCACUGCCCAGCCUUUCAUUUCUAGAUCAGUUACGCUAAAAGAGUCCUUUCCUUGAAGGUUAGUGUGCGUCCCUCUGGACGGGGGACGGCGGUCGCCACGCUGACCCCGGGAGCUGCCGUGUGCCUGAGCGCUGUGGCAGGAACCCGUGGGAAGCGCCCUCACCGAUGUGGAGGCUUCGAUAAAGUGUAAGCGUAUUUUAUCCCGAGUUUACAGUGGGGUCCGGGUGAGGCACCUGUACAUAAAUCAGCACCGAUGGCCAGAGGAAAAAUAAUCUGGACUUGGACUUCUAUUUUUAUAUGGAGAAAUUAUAAGGACUUGGGCCAUCUCGGUCCACCCACGAAGGAAACAGCAAUUUCCCUGACCCCUGACCCCUGACCCCUGACCCUUUGCCCUCCUGGCAGCCACACGAACCCAGGUGCUGCCUGUUUCAGGCUGACAAUAAAAGACGUGAGCCAUA